This is a messenger RNA of Lolium perenne, 1452 nucleotides long. RefSeq names its product BTB/POZ and MATH domain-containing protein 1-like. Gene Ontology annotation, molecular function: protein binding. Gene Ontology annotation, biological process: protein ubiquitination. NCBI's taxonomy places the organism in Eukaryota, Viridiplantae, Streptophyta, Magnoliopsida, Poales, Poaceae. The record is from RefSeq and is a predicted model, not a curated record.
AUGAACAUCCAUCCGGCCGCCACCCUCGGCAAGGCAUCCUCCUGUACCACGCCACCAGCGUCGUCCUCGGCGAUUGUCGGUGAUAACGUCUCCGUCCACAGUCCUUCGCACUUUCACAGAGUGCUCCUUCUGGGCGACCUCGUCCUCGUGACCGGAAAGUACUAUAAGAUGACAUUUAUUGUCACAGAGGACGAGAAUUCUGAUGGCUGCUGUUCACGACCUGCAAGUUCCCAGCUGCAUAAGCUUAAAAGGGACAAAUAUAUGCCACAAUGUAGAUCGAAUAACAACAUUUUUUUCCUACCGAAGGAUAUCAGCUCUGUGUCUGAAAGGAAGAAGAGGAAGGCCACUGCCUCAGAUUCUGCAUUGGCUAAGAAACAGUGCAAGACCUCCUCAACGGUGGCCGUUCACAGUGGCGAACACCUGUUCAGGGUCACCGGACACUCGCAGAUCACAGGAGACAACGCCUUCGUCACGUCGGAUACCUUCCGCGUCGGCGGCCACGACUGGGCUAUCCGCUAUUACCCAAACGGCGACACAAGGGUCGUCGACGGGCAGUUCGCGUCAGUGUUUCUACGGUUGUCGAGCGCCUGUGAAAGCGAGAUCACGUUGUCCUACUCCUUUUGCCUCCAGGACCCCGCAACGCCAGGGACAGGAGACAAGUACAAAUGCAGCUUUACCAAAGUAGUACCGCCAACAAUGCCCGAGCACCUCAACAAGGGUUGCGGUAAUUUCAGGUUUGUGAGUAGAGCCGACUUGGCAGCUUCGGGCUGCCUCAAAGAUGACUGCCUAGUGAUCAAGUGCACCGUUAAUGUCACCAAACUCGUCGACGACGCCAAGGACGACGAUCUUGGUACCAUCAUCGUGCCGCCCUCCAACUUGAGCAAAGAUCUACACAGUAUGUUAGGGAGCGGACUCAAGGAAGACCUCACUGUCGAUGUCGGAGGUUUUACAAGUUUCAAGGCACACGCAUGUGUGCUUCGUGCGCGCUCGCCAGUGUUCCGCGCGCAACUCUGUAAUCCCGCGUCCGCGAUGCAAAGCACCAUUCGCAUCGAGGAUGUGGACGCUCACGUUUUCGAGGCUCUCCUGCACUACAUGUACAACGACCGCCUGCCCACGUCUAUGGAGGAGGCCACCCAAGAGGCUACGAAAAUGGCGCGACAAUUGCUCGAAGUGGCUCAUCGAUACGAGGUAGAAAGGCUCAAGCUUCUCUGCGAGAGCAAGCUCAGCAAGGCGCUAGAUGUCAGUCUCGUGGGCUUCGCUUUGGAUGUCGCAGAGCAAUACCAUUGUCAGCAGCUCAAGGAUUGUUGUCUCAAGUACAUGGCAGCUGACCGCGAGAGGCUGCAAGCCAUAAUUGGAACCCAGGGGUUCCUGCAACUCAACACAAACCACCCUCGUGUCGUGUCUGAUAUCCUCGCUCAAGUUGUUGCACAACGGCUUGGUGACGGGAAAUAG